AUGCCACUGUAUCAAUCAGAAACAUUAAUAAAUUUGAUAAUGACAAACCGAGAAGAUAUCGGCGGCAAACACUUCACUCCAGAUGUAAGAGUAGUAUCCGGCGUCGUAUCCAAACAUGUGACCAAAGGUAGCGGCUGGAUUGGUACCCUGUUGGUUGAUGAUGGUGGAGAUGUCGCGUGUACACUCGAACCAGACCUUACCGAUGUCGUUGUAGUAGUCAGAGUUGGCAGACUCGGCCGGCAGUUUCUUGGAGGUGUCGGUGUAGUGACCGGAAAGACGGUUGAGGAUCGACGCGUCCCAGCACCACUGCUCAAAGAGUUGCGAUGGACACUCGACGAAAUCACGCUCUACACUGGUUCCAGAGAACAAUGGGUAUUCGACGGUGGUCGACAUGUUGUGCAUGACAUGGCCAAACUCGUGGAAGAAUGUGACGACUUCGUCGUGAGUCAAGAGCGACGGUGCGCUCUCGGUGGACUUGGUAAAGUUUCCGACGAGUGCGGCGACGGGCAGCUGGCGUUGACCGCCACGGAUGUAACCCUGCUGGAGUGGCCACACGGCAAAGUGACUGUACUUGCCCUCACGUGGAUGCAAGUCAAAGAAGAAGUAACCGACGAUCUCAUUGUUCUUCGAUGGAUUGGCGACAGAGAACAACUUUACCUCUGGAUGCCACAAGUCGAAUGGCAACACCGUCACCUCUUGGAACUUGAAUCCCAACAGCUCCUGAAACUUGAAUCGUAUGACUUUAUCUCUGGUUCUGCCAAUGGAAUAUUUCUCUCCUCAUGA
Molecule: messenger RNA, 783 nt
Organism: Heterostelium album PN500
Lineage: Eukaryota; Evosea; Eumycetozoa; Acytosteliales; Acytosteliaceae
Exons: 5
Coding region: 1-783 (260 amino acids)
Source: RefSeq, a predicted model, not a curated record